GAUCAAGUUGGCAGUAACACCAUGGAUUAUAAUUACAGACAUUCCUCUCGUCGUCUUACGAUUUUCGCCCACUUCUUCGGUGUCUUGGCCUUCAUUCUCAUGCUCAUUUGGCUGUUGCAUUAUCGCGGUGGUUUACAGUAUGAUUCGUAUGACAAUUAUGACCGUGUUUUCAAUGUUCAUCCAUUUCUUAUGUAUUGUGCAUUCAUUUUCCUGGCUGGUGAAGCGAUGAUGGCAUACAAGACGGUACAAGCGUCUCAUCAUUCGCAGAAAAUUGCGCAUAUGGUACUUCACCUUAGCGCUUUCAUUCUGGGGGUGAUUGGGAUAUCUGCUGUUUUCAAGUUCCAUGAUAUGGCCGGCAUUGAAGACAUGUAUAGUUUGCAUUCCUGGAUUGGUUUAAGCACCUUCUGCUUGUUUGGCAUGCAGUGGCUUUUUGGGUUAUUUUCAUUCUUCUCUCCAGCCGCAACACCGGAAACGAGGAUGAGGGUAGCUCCAUUGCAUAGAGCAGCCGGGAGGGCAUUGUUAUACCUGUCAAUAUGUGCAGCUCUCACUGGAAUUAUAGAGAAAUUCACAUUUCAGAGACUAAAGAACGAGCGCGAAGCUCGUCUUAUGAACUUCAUGGGUUUAUCCAUCCUCUUGUUCGGCAUUUUUGUCGACCUAAGUGUCGCGCUUGCCCGUGACUCUUCUCCUCCGUAUUAAUUUAAUUAAUUAAGCUCCUUAUUCUUAUAUUCUUUUAUACUGUGCGUGAAUGUGAUAUUUAUACAUUCGAUAUAUUAAUUUUUCCCUCAUUGAAUUUGGAUUGAAGAUGUUGUAAUGCCUAGAAUACAUCUAUUUUGUUGAUCACCAUAUAUUUUUUGUAACUUGAAUUCACUAAUUGGUGGUUUGCCAUUAUUGAAUAAAAGAUUGGCAUCAUG
This is a messenger RNA of Rubroshorea leprosula, 911 nucleotides long. The record is from the annotation of a GenBank genome assembly. NCBI's taxonomy places the organism in Eukaryota, Viridiplantae, Streptophyta, Magnoliopsida, Malvales, Dipterocarpaceae.